AUGUCCUGCCUGGAAGGUGUUGCCUGUUUUGGCCUUGGUGCAGCUUGUCUCAAGGCCUUGGAAUACCUCCGUGACCGCAUCGAUCUCCCACGGAGGGAAAUGUCUAUUUCCAAAGUGCCACUAGCAUCGCCCACCAUGAAGUACAUGACUUCACCAGCGAAGCACCGCUUUAGAGAAGCCGCACCGAGCUACUCAAGCAAUGCGAAAGUGCGACCAGAUGCCAAGUUGACAGAGACCUCAGCAGACUUCGGACGGUUACGCGGCUUUUCAAAGGACUUGGAUAAGGCCCAUUACGUCGAUGUCCUGAGAAAAUUGCUGGACGAGAGCAAGUUUCUCCAGAACAAUCCGCCGAUGAACAUAAAGCCCCAGGAGAAGAGGGCCGCACAGGUCGUCAUCAAGGAACUUGAGGCCUACUCCACCGCGAAGGGUGGCCCGCUCAUCGUGGAGGAGCUCGAGUACGUGCAAAACCGCAGCAAUCUCAAGGUCACCUACCCAGGCUCCGGGACUCAAACCGUUGCCUUUGUUGGCAGCCACUUCGAUGUGGUACCUGCAGAUCCGGAGCAGUGGUCCAAGGACCCUUUCCACCUCACAGUGGAGGGAGACAACCUCUACGGACGAGGGACCACUGAUUGCCUAGGCCAUGUGGCGUUGUUGACCUGCUUCCUGCGAGAACUUGCCCGGAGCAAGCCGCCACUGAAGCGAAGCAUUGUGGUUGUGUUCAUCGCGGCAGAGGAAGGCGGUGAGAAGCAGGUUGGAGUCGACAAAGUCUUGGAGAAAGGCAAACUCGAAGAGGCAAAGAAUGGCCCUGUUUAUUGGGUGGACUCAGCAGACUCAAACCCCUGCUGUGGCACUGCAGGGGCCAUAUCAUGGCAACUGAAGUGCAAAGGCCGACUAUUUCACAGCGGAUUUCCCAACAAGGGCAUCAAUAGCAUCGAGCUGGCUCAAGAGGCCAUUGCUUUCGUCCAGGAGAGGUUCUUCAACGACUUUCCACCACUGCCAGAGGAGGAGCUCUAUUCUUUUGCAACAGGGUCACACAUGAAGCCCACUCAGAUCGAGAGCUCCAAGGGCUCUUUCAACCAGAUCCCCGCUGAGACCACCAUCAGUGGUGACAUCAGGCUUUCGCCCUUCUACGAGGUGGAAGAUGUGGUGGAGCACGUGGAAAAAUAUGUGGAGGAGCUCAACUCUGAGCUUGGGGACCUUGAAACCCACAAUCGAGGAUCGUGGAGCAAAUUUGUCCUUCCCGAGCAUGUCCAGAUCCAAGAUGGGGAGAACCGGCAGGGCAAGGUGGAGCUCAAAUGGAUGGGCACCAUGGAUACCUUCAAGCUUUAUGCCGGUAUCGCUGUGAAGCUCGAAUCGGAAGGCCACAAGGCUUUGGUUCAAGCCUUCCGCGAGAGCAAUGAUGGAGUUUCGCCCUUCAGCAUCAACGGCUCUUUGCCGUUAGUGAAGAUGAUGCAGAAGUCUGGCUUCGACAUCCAGCUUUGCGGCUUUGGAAAAAUGGCAGUCUACCAUGGUGUGAACGAGUACUGUACUUUACCAGAGAUGGCCAAGGCUUACGAAGUCCUUACACGACUUACUUGCCUUCUG
Messenger RNA from Durusdinium trenchii, 1584 nucleotides. The record is from the annotation of a GenBank genome assembly. NCBI's taxonomy places the organism in Eukaryota, Dinophyceae, Suessiales, Symbiodiniaceae.